Messenger RNA from Penaeus monodon (black tiger shrimp), 759 nucleotides. RefSeq lists its product as uncharacterized. NCBI's taxonomy places the organism in Eukaryota, Metazoa, Arthropoda, Malacostraca, Decapoda, Penaeidae. The record is from RefSeq and is a predicted model, not a curated record.
CAACAUACCAUUGCACAAAACCCAACGACAUUAUUGUAAAUCAGACUCCUACCACUUAACACAAAAUCUGAUAAUCUCGUCCGCAUUUAUGAAAUCAACGUGAUUCAACUCAACAACGUUACAAGGGAAAGCCGAAACUCAAGGGAUCGAACACAAUAGGAAAACCCUACACGAACUGCUCGCCAAAGAAACCAUACGACGGAGCGAGACGACCGAGCAAGGUACAUAAUACGUCCUGCACUGAGGUGUAGAAGAAUUUUUGUCAUAAUGAGAUCCUGUUUGCCAUGGUUGCUCAUAACCUCCUUUGUAAUUUUGGGAAUUGCUGGAGGACUGACAGCAUCAUGGGCAUACUUAGAUUUUCCAAACAACUUUAACUCCUCCUUGAUACCCCCUGAAAACAAGACGUUGGAGAACAGAUAUGGAAGUAUAAGUCCCACUGAAGAAUACAGGAACUAUGUGGAUGCCACAGUCCGUAACAGCAACUACUUCGAAGACUGUCAACUUUAUGUUGUUAUUCCAAGUGGCAUCAAUGCCUUAGUAUCAGCUGUCUUGGUUGUAGCAUGUCUUGUCACCAGGAAGGUCAUUUCCACUACUGCUGUACUAUAUAAUGCAGUGUGUCUCUGGACUGUAAAUCUGGCAGUGACAGUAUGGUUUCAGUAUGCAGCACAAGAUAUGAUAUAUGGACAUGAUGACUUCAAAGAGACCUUCUUCUACAUUCUCAGUAUUCAUAUUGGCCAGUUGCUUCUGUUGACUCUACAG